Messenger RNA from Epithele typhae, 1494 nucleotides. RefSeq lists its product as uncharacterized. The record is from RefSeq and is a predicted model, not a curated record. The coding region runs from base 1 to 1494 and encodes 497 amino acids. The transcript is spliced from 2 exons. Lineage: Eukaryota; Fungi; Basidiomycota; Agaricomycetes; Polyporales; Epitheliaceae.
AUGGCCGACGUCCAGUUCUCGUGGUCGGACUCGCUCACCGCCGCGUUCUCCAGCUGCCUCCCCUGCCUCAAGCACUCCGGCCCCCAGCUGCCCGACUCGGACGCCGAAGACCAGCAGCCCUCGCAUGGCUUCGCGAGCCCGUUCGCGCACGCCGUGCCCCCGCCCCGCGCGCGCCCGGACGAGCUCGAGGGCCUCCUCGUCGACCCCGACGAGCUCUCGCUGCACACCAACCCGGGCGACCGCGCCCGCCGGCGCAAGAAGAAGCGCAGGGGGGUGCCGAAGCACAUCCGCGUCUUCGGCUACGACCUCUUUGGCCGCGCGCCCGCGAUCCAGCUCCCGGAGUCGGACGAGGAGGGGCAGGAGCCGCCGCGACCGAGGACGAGUCGCGGCCGGGCGUCAUUUUCUGGGGGGUUCGGGGAGGGAGAGGGAGAGGACGAGGUGCGGCCGAGGACGACGUCGACGAGCACGCUCGACUCGGACGCGGCGCCGCUCGACCCGCAGGCGAUCGCGGCGAUGGGCGCGGCGCGCAACACGGAGGCGUUGGCGCGGGAGGAGGAGGAGCGGCGGGAGAAACAAGAACGGCGGCGACGGCGACGGGAGCGGAAGGAGCUGAAGCGGCUCGCGGUCGCGCACGCGUUGGACGCGCAGGCUGCUGGGGCGCAGGAGUUCGAGGGCUUCCAGGGUAGCGCCCCGUUCUCCCCGUUCUCGCCCAGCGUCGGCUCCGGCACGGGCACGGGCACCGGCUCCGUCACGUCCUCGCAGUCCCACUCGGACGGCUUCGGGCCGUUCGCGCACGGCCAGCCGACGCAGCACUUCGACCCGGACGCAUUCGCCGACGACGACCCCGACGGCGACGGCGCGGACUUCGGCGGCGAGACCUACGCCGCGACCCCGCGCGGCGCGAAGCCCGGCCGCUCCUCGCAUUCCGGCGGCACACGCACCACCUCCGACACCCGCUCCUCGUCCACCGACAGCGGCUCGCGCGGCACCGGGGGCUCUGCGGGCUACGCCGGGCACCCGCACCUCGCGCAGCAGCCGUACGUGCACUCCCCGCUCUCACCGUACGCCGAAGACUCGUUCCCCGCCCCCGAGCUGGAUGGCGCCGUCGGCGGCGGCGAGAAGAAGCGCAAGAAGCGGCGCAAGAGCCGCCCCGCGGAGCUCGUCGUCGACCCCGGCAUGGACAUCGACGCUGAGGGCCCGCUCUCGUCGACGAUGAUCGUCUCCCCGCCCACGGCCGCGCGCGACCGCGUGCUUGUCUCCCCUGCGCCGGGCACGGGGCUCUCGGUGGCGUUCGAGGGCUUCCCGGGAGAUUUCGCGUCGCGGAAGCUGCGCGGUGUCGGGGCCGAGCUCGCGGCCCCUUCUGCGGCGACGGGGCAGCCAGCGGAGGCCUACACGCCCGUGACAGGCUUCCCGAGCGCGGGGCUGCGCGGGUCGGGGAUGCCGCGGCGGAAGAGCGAUGCGGGGGUGUUCCUCGCACGGCGCGGGGACGAGUGA